Carassius carassius (crucian carp) is the source of this 1392-nucleotide messenger RNA. RefSeq names its product zinc finger BED domain-containing protein 4-like. The transcript is spliced from 2 exons. NCBI's taxonomy places the organism in Eukaryota, Metazoa, Chordata, Actinopteri, Cypriniformes, Cyprinidae. Bases 898 to 1392 code for a protein of 164 amino acids. The record is from RefSeq and is a predicted model, not a curated record.
UCCUUUAGACUGGCGCGUUUUGGCAUACGUUAAUUCAUCAAAUUCGAGUUCAGCCAUGGAUCUCGUUGGAAAACCAAAUGUUACAUCGCCGAUCUGGGAAUGUUUUGGAUUCGUGCCGAACGAGAAAGGGGAACCAAACAAUUUAGAUGAAGCCAUUUGUAGGCUUUGUGAGAAAAAAAUAAGUGUUAAAAGGGGAAAUACUUCGAAUCUCCAGAGCCAUCUCCGGUCAUGUCACCCAGCCGCAUAUACCCAACUUAUGUCUUCUGAACGCAAACGCCCAGCUAGUCAGCUGGGUAUUGCAGAGGCCUUCUCAAAAAUGGCCAAAUACAAAAGAGAAAGCAAUAAAUGGAAGACAUUAACGAGAAAUGUGGCAACAUUUUUGGUAGUUGAGAACGCGCCAGGUUUUAGAGAAACCUGCUUUCCGAGAAAUGCUUCAGUCGUUUGAUAAACAGUACAAACUUCCAAGCAAAAGAUACUUUUCAAAUACUGUCAUUCCUCAACUAUUCAAUGAAACCAAGGAGAAAAUCAUCGCGGAACUAGACGACCUAGAUUUCUUUUCCGCCACGACCGAUAUGUGGUCCAGCGUUAAUAUGACUCCGUUUAUGAGUCUGACUGUACAUUUCAUUAACAAAAAUUGGGAGCUGAAGAGCAGGUGCUUGCAGACUGCGUUCACACCAGAAAGUCAUACAGCGAAUAAUUUGGCAGAAUCUCUCCGCAGCGCAUUCAAAGAGUGGAGAUUAAAUGAAAAAAAUCUUGCAUGCAUCACGACAGAUAACGGGGCUAACAUAGUUGCUGCUGUUAGGAAAUUAGAAUGGCCAUGGCUGAAUUGUUUCGGCCACAAUCUUAACCUGGCAGUUACAAACUCAAUGUCAGCCGAGAAGGAGAGGACACAGGGCUAUGGGUUUGUGCCGAAAUUUGGUGACCGUUUUCGCCCACAGCUGGUCGAGAAAGAAAAAACUUCAUGAAGAGCAAGAGGCCUUAAACCUACCAACGCACAGUUUGAUACUGGAUUGUCCCACACGAUGGGGAAGCAAACAAAAAAUGAUAGAGAGAGUACUGGAGCAAGCCCACGCAAUUAAAAGAGCGCUGGAUGACCGAAAGCACCAACACCUGAAUCUGACAUGGCAGGACAUUGCAGUGCUCGAGUCGAUAAACACAGCACUUAAACCAGUUGCGGAAUUUACCGAUGUCUUAUCGAACGAGAAGAUUGUUACUGCGUCAUCAGUUAGACCUGUGCUGAGACUGCUGACCUGUGAUCUCCUCGACCCUUCUCCUGAAGACAGCGAGUUAACAAAAAACCUAAAAACAAAGAUGAUCGCUAUCUUGGAGGACAGAGAUACAGGAAUAAUUUCGAGGAGGAAGAUGUUACAGAAGAACUCAUCGAAGAAAUAA